Pimephales promelas (fathead minnow) is the source of this 2026-nucleotide messenger RNA. It is a transcript of the gene sh3bp2, whose product is annotated as SH3-domain binding protein 2. The record is from RefSeq and is a predicted model, not a curated record. Gene Ontology annotation, biological process: signal transduction. Gene Ontology annotation, molecular function: SH3 domain binding. Lineage: Eukaryota; Metazoa; Chordata; Actinopteri; Cypriniformes; Leuciscidae.
GGGCCCUGAGAGGAAAUGACUUGCACUGUGCAUGAGUCUGCGAUCACUGCUCGCCUCUGCUCUAUCGGUCCUGAACUCUCAACUAACUCAUUCAACUUCCGACCAUACGCUGAACAUCAACCUGUAAAACAUGGUGACAAAAACAAGCCUGUACGAAUGGCACUUUCGAUGAAAAAAAAACAUACCUUCAGCCAUUUACAACAGUCAAAUGCGAAGAUGUGCAUCCAGGACUUCUGUAACAAAAACAUGGCUGCUACAGCGGUCUCCUGGCCCGUUCCCAUGAGGGCUAUCGGAGCUCAGAAUCUGCUCACCAUGCCGGGAGGAGUCACCUGGUCUGGGUAUCUGCACAAGAAAGGAGGGAGCCAGUUCAGCCUGAUGAAAUGGCCGCUCCGCUUCAUUAUAAUCCACAAAGGCUGCGUCUACUAUUUCAAGAGCAGUACUUCUGCCACACCGCAAGGAGCUUUCUCCCUCAAUGGCUACAACAGGGUUCUGCGGGCAGCAGAGGAGACGACAUCUAGCAAUGUUUUCCCCUUCAAGAUCGUCCACUUCAGUAAGAGACACCGGACGUGGUAUUUCUCAGCCGCGAGUGAGGAUGAGAGAAGGACAUGGAUGAAGAACUUGAGAAAAGAAAUCAACUUUUAUAAUGAUAAAAGAGACAUGCCGCUUCCAAGCGAUGACUCGGAUUCUGAGAGCAUAUAUGGGCAGUUAGAGGAACCGCUGGAGAUCAGUCCUGUUGAAUAUGACUUUGAAGCAGAUUACAUGACACAAGAUGAAGACAGUGAUGGAGAGGACUGGUCCCCGACAUCAGCAGGUCGACCCACGGUCCCACCCCCACCGUACCCACCACCCCCUGUUCCCUUUCAGCCGUCCAGAGAAACCAAUCACACGAAAGGACCUCCACCUCCACUGCCCCCUCCAUUCAAAAAGCCUGUGUAUUCAGCCAAAGGUCCUCCUCCACCCCUUCCGUACGCCCCGCAUCUAGAGAAACCAGACUCGCACCUGUCUACCAAAUGCCCCAUUGGUCCCAUUCCCCCUCUACCCCCACCAAACAGCAUGAAGACCAUGACAGGCCCGUUCUCAACAAUGCCCGUUUGCGAGAGGAAGCCGAACACAUUUCUCACUGGGAAUAAUCCAGCUACUUUACCCAUCAUCGAGAACUUGCAGAAGGUGAUUCUGAACAGUGGAAGUAAAGCACAGCACCUGACAGUGAAGAGCACCCCCCAACCCCGUCCCGUCUCGCCUCAACUGUCCUCUGCUCUUAACAGGAGCAUGGGACAGAUACCCAAACCUCCCUUACCAACCAAACCCAAGCCCAGCAGACCCUCCGUCCAAAGAGCAUCACCGGAUGGACAAAGUUUUCGUUCUUCUAUUGAAGAGAAUCCUUUAAAAAAACGAGUGCCGAGCAGAAUCAGCGAAGACUCGGACGAUGAUGACUAUGAAAAUGUGCAGCUGCCUCCCUCUGUCUUCGUGGACACGUUGGAAACCAAUAAUGUUGAAAGAAUAUUUAAGGAGACGUACCACCUCCCACAGAACGGUCUGUACUGCAUCCGAAAAUCAGGAACAGGGAGAACAACACAGGUGCUGGUUGUUUGGGACACGGGUAUCAAUAAAGCCAGAAAUUACAGGCUCUUUGAAGAGGAGCAGAAGGUUUACCUGGAGGCAGAUCUGACAUUCCCCUCUUUAUCUGCCCUGAUCGAACAUUACCACAUUCACCCACUGCCCAGCAGCAACAACUCUCUGCCCAACUACUCCCUGUGCUUACAUAUACCAUACGGCUGCAUCCCACCCAGGUGACCUCGGCCUCCUGUUCUGUGCUGAAACACCAGUGCCCACUCUGUGUGUGAACAUGUGGACCGGCCCACGGCAGACAGCUCCCUCUACUGGUUGGAGUCGCCGUCACACUCUAAUGAGGACCUAUCGCCAUACGGACAAUAAAUGAGUGCUAAUGAACUGUUAAUUUAAGUCCAGUGAGUCUACAUGGACACAAUGUUAGUGCAAGUCUUAUGGAUUUUCAAGGAACCUCCAG